Messenger RNA from Misgurnus anguillicaudatus (oriental weatherfish), 4144 nucleotides. It is a transcript of the gene ptgfrna, whose product is annotated as prostaglandin F2 receptor inhibitor a. NCBI's taxonomy places the organism in Eukaryota, Metazoa, Chordata, Actinopteri, Cypriniformes, Cobitidae. The record is from RefSeq and is a predicted model, not a curated record. Gene Ontology annotation, cellular component: membrane.
CCUGCAGUGAACUCCGCUGUUCCGUGUCAUUCUUCCUCGUCCAAUAAGAGAAAAUAUAUUACUCACUAGCUCACUCACUUCCGGACACGACUGUACCGAGACUUGUCAUGGAUUAUGACCCAAUCUACCUCGAUACGUUCAAACACUAAAGAAUUUAUAACAUUACAUCGUGCGAUUCGACACUAAACUUUUCAACUUUGUGUGUAGAGGAGCUCGUUCGCAGCUUUUACGCGAGGAUUGUUUCACCCUUGCCUGGUUUGAAUGACAAAGGCGAUCCCGUGGGAAAACACGCGCGUUUACCAAGAUGGAUAAAGAAACAGGACUACUUCAGAUUUUGAUUUUGAUUAUUUCUCUUGUGGUGGUCUGUGAAAGUCGUGUGGUCAAGGUUCCACCCGGACCGCUGGUGCAUGUCGAGGGACAGCCUGUCUCCAUUCGCUGUGAUGUAUCUAACUAUGAGGGCCCGAGUGAUCAGGACUUUGAUUGGUCUAUGAUAAUCAAAGUUAAUGAACAGCUCAAAAUCAUUUCCACCUUUGAUCCCAAAUUCACCGACCCUUCAGUCCAGGACCGUGUCAAAAGUCUUGACAUCAUUGUUGAUAAGGUUGGGGAUGCUACUGCUGAGCUCAAAUUCAAGAAGGUCAGAGCAACAGACAGUGGAGUCUAUCGCUGCAGCACACCCAGCACUGAUUCGGUCAUCAGCGGGAACUAUUAUGCUGAUGUGGAGCUCAAAGUGAUUGGAGACAGUCUGAAGGUGGCACCAGUCAUUUCCAAAUCAGCGGUGUCUGAAGGAGAAUCAGUGGAGCUUCAGUGCAGCAUUACUCGGGGGUUCACAGGGCACACGUUCCUCUCAGUCACCUGGUCAGUCAAGAGAGAGAACAACCCAGCAGAGGACAUCUUGACUUUUGGGCCAGAUGAUAAAAUUAAUGUAGGUACAAGCUACACUCAGCAAUAUGCAGAUGGUGGAUUUCAGUUGGACCUUCGUGGAGGGGGCUUUUAUGGACUAGUCCUGAAAGGAGUGAAGCCGACAGACCAGGGAGUAUAUUCAUGUACAGCCCGAGAGUGGGUGAGACAGGGUGAAGAUGGAAAAAACUGGCGAAAAAUUCUGGAGAGGACUGAAGAAAUGGGAAAGGUCGUGGUUACGCCCACCGCUCAGUCUUUGAUGGUUACUGUGGGGAAGAACACCACCCUUAACGUUGAAGACGCAUUGAAUCUGACUUGCACAGUGGCUGCAAAUGGCCUGGCAUCUCUUAGCCUGGAGUUAAUGUGGCUGGUCAGAUCGAUUGAUGGAUCGGGCAGCCCAAAAGUUCUGAUCCAUGUAGGGCGUGAUGGACGCUUGCAAAGUGGGUCUGAGGCUGUGGGUUUGGUCAGAGUGAAUGAAGCCAACUUUAGACUGAUCCUUCCUAAGGUCCAGAGCUCGGAUUCUGGACUGUAUUCCUGCGUUGUCAAGGCAUGGCUUCCACAGGGCAAUGAAAAAUGGUACCAGGCAGCGGAGAAAACAUCUGAUCCAGUACAGGUUCUGGUGACUCAUCUAGAGCCAAAGUUUAAGGUGACCCUAGUAACUUCUUUGGCCCCUCAGUUUACAAGUGAUCCCACUGAAUUGCGCUGUCAGGUGACCGACCUCCUUAAUCUCCAAGAUGGCCGUCUAGGCGUGACCUGGUCUUACUCUGCUAACACACUUGGAGACGUAUCUCAGAAGAAAGUCGCAAUUGCGUCCCUGAAUGAGGAUGGAGCUUUGAUUACAGGCAGUGAGUACCAGCAGAGGCUCGAGAGUGGAGACAUAGCAAUCAGCAGGAGAGACCCCAACAUCUUCAUUUUGCGAAUGCUUCAGACAAGAGAUGCAGACAUGGGCUCUUAUAUGUGCUCUGUAACUGUGUGGAAUCCCUCCAGGAAAGGUGGAUGGGAGAAAGGAAUAGAAGUCCAGUCGACUCCUGUCAUUGUUCAGUGGUCACCAAAGAUGCCGGUUUUGCAGGUGUUAGCACAUCGUGUGAGAGAAGCCUCCUCUGGUGGAUCCACAUUUGAGAUGAGCUGUGAGGUAACUGGUCAGAACCUGCAGAAUCCUGGUUACUCCAUACUCAUCUUGUUUGAGCCGACCCUGGGUGGAAAGUCACGCAAAGUUUUAUCACUAAGUCCGGACUCAGUCCUGCAGUUAGAGGAGUGGAGCGAGCCGAGCAGGAUUGACAGCGUGGUUCUGGAGAAGACUGGGCAGCUGGAGUACCGGUUCCGUCUGUAUGGGGCCCAAGUCUCAGAUCGUGGGUUCUAUUAUUGCAUUGUCACUGCCUGGAUGCGUGAUCAGAGCCAAGAUUGGAUCAAAGCCACCAGUGCAGAGUCAAACAAGAUUGAGAUUGCUUUUACAGACACAGGUCCAGUUUUCAACAUAUCCAUUCAGUCAGAAGCCAGCAAGGUAUUAUCUGGGGACACAGUCAAAAUUAAGUGCAUUAUCUCACCAGUUGGUACUGCUCCAAACCCUGGUGAUGUGGCGUUUGACGUACGAUGGUUCCAGAAUUCGGGUAGGGCUGUGGAUAAUGGAGGUGUCGCGCCUCUCGUCAGCAUGGACCGCUGGGGAGUGGUAAAGAAGGCUGGUUUAAAUGACAGCACUGAGUGCAGUUUGGAACGCAGCGACUGGCAUACAUUUGUCCUCAGCGUGCAUAAGACCAACGACGGGUAUAUGGGAGAAUACUACUGUACUGCCAUACCCUGGCUCCUGUCUCCUGCUACUGGAACCUGGACCAGGGGCCAGGACCUCAACUCUGCCCCUGUUUUUCUCGCUGUAAAAGUGGAAUUGUGGGAAUCUUUGAAGAUGCCUAUAAGUUAUGGUGUAGUUUCUGCUGUGAUCGCUGGUCUCCUGUCAGUGCUGCUGGGUCUUUUAGUUGCACACUGCUGUUUCUCCAGAAACCCUUUGCACUCACCACGACCUCGCAACAAGCUUAUAGACCAAGAGAUGGAUUAAAGCCAUGACAUUUCCUACCACUGUAAUAAUCAAGCCUGCCCAAAACCACUUUAACCCAUUUGUAUUAUGCUGUGGGGGAGAAAGCCUUGAUAUGGAUAUGCACAUUGGUUAACAAGAUAUGAGGACCUGUUAAAAAUUGUAUGCACUCUGAGGAUUGGGCCACUCCAACUGACGGUCACUUCCUGGUUCCUGUUGUUCACACUAGAAAGAGAUGCGCGCUAUCAGGAAUCAAGCACUGAAGGCCCUGUUUAAUGUUUUUCUUUCAACAUGUAAAGUAUUCGGACUGCUGAGUGAGCUUUAGGAAUUGCAUUAGGAAUGCCAUCUAUCAUUGCUUACAAGACUGCAAUACAGCCCAACCAGCAAUGUUAUGAUAAAUAAUAUUUUUAAUUUUAAUCAUGGGAAGGACUCUAACGAAAGAGCCAAGAAUCUUAGAGCUCCUGCACAUUAUGACUCUGCUUGUUAUUAAAUGUUAUGCUGACUCAUUUUGAAACUUUUGUCAUCUUGGAGGCUUGGUUAGUCAUAUCCACUGUACUUUCUUUUCCUGUCAGAGUAUGAUAUUUCAAAAACCAAAUUUUGCCUUUCAAAGUAGUGUUUGUCGUGGGCUAAAGGAAAGGAAAAUUGAUGUUUGGCUGGUGGACACUUUGGGACUGCACUCUUUAAGUGACUGCUUACAAAAGAGCAGACCGGACAUUGCUUAAACAGUCUGCUAUAAAGAACGCCUGUCUGGUUAGAGACAUUUCAAAAUUCCUGAUAACUAAUAACCACAUUGUUGACUUUAACAUUGUUGUUAAAUGCUCUUUGCUUCACACAAACUAUGAGUAUCUAUAUAAGUUUAUUUGAUUUGCCUGAUCUUUGAAUCACCUCACUGCACUGUUACUAGCACACACUCACAUGGUUGUAGUGUCUUUUAUUGUGCAUAUACUGUACUCUCUUUAAACCAGUCGUGUGGUCAGCUAAGUGUUUUGUAGAAAUGGAAACAUCUUCGAGCAAGUGUCACCUUCAGAGCCACAUUUAUAGAGAGAAGUUAACGAGUUUUACUUUUAUAUUGUUGGUUUAUGAAUAUUUUAAAAUAGAUAUUUUUUUAAAUGUUUUUUGAAAUGUAUACUAUUUUUCCCUAUUUUGCUAAAAUGCUUUUAUUUUAUUUCAUUCUGGAAACGGAUGAAACCAACAAAUAAAACUUUUAAUAUGGAGUUAUUUUAA